CGCACCGCGCCGCCUCCGCGCCUCGCCCCGGCGCCGCACUCCCGCCCGCCGGCCCCGCUCCCGGCCCGGCCCCGCCCCGCCCCGCCCCGCCGCGGCCGGUCCACUGCUCCCCGCGGGCCCGAGCCGGCCGAGCGGCUGCCCGCCGGGGCUCUGAACGGCGCGGCGGGGCCGGGAGCCAGGGACCGGACGGCUGAGGAGAGCAGCGGAGGAGACCAGCGGCCCCGGACGGCUGCCGGAGGGGCGGCCGCGCGUGGAUGCGGCGGGAGCUGGAAGCCUCGAGCAGCCGGCGCCGUCUCUGCUCCCGGGCGCCCUAUGGCUUGAAGAGCCUGGCAGCCCUGUGGCUCCACGGCCCCCAUGGAUCCGCUGAAUCUGUCCUGGUACGAUGACGACCUGGAGAGGCAGAACUGGAGCCGGCCCUUCAACGGGUCGGAAGGGAAGGCAGACAGACCCCACUACAACUACUACGCCACGCUGCUCACGCUGCUCAUCGUUGUCAUCGUCUUCGGCAACGUGCUGGUGUGCAUGGCUGUGUCACGGGAGAAGGCUCUGCAGACCACCACCAACUACCUGAUCGUCAGCCUCGCCGUGGCCGACCUCCUCGUGGCCACGCUGGUCAUGCCCUGGGUUGUCUACCUGGAGGUGGUGGGUGAGUGGAAAUUCAGCAGGAUUCACUGUGACAUCUUUGUCACCCUGGAUGUCAUGAUGUGCACAGCGAGCAUCCUGAACCUGUGUGCCAUCAGCAUUGACAGGUACACAGCUGUCGCCAUGCCCAUGCUGUACAACACACGCUACAGCUCCAAGCGCCGUGUCACGGUCAUGAUCGCCAUCGUCUGGGUUCUGUCCUUCACCAUCUCCUGCCCACUCCUGUUUGGACUCAACAACACAGACCAGAACGAGUGCAUCAUUGCCAACCCGGCCUUCGUGGUCUACUCGUCCAUCGUCUCCUUCUACGUGCCCUUCAUCGUCACGCUGCUGGUCUACAUCAAGAUUUACAUCGUGCUCCGCAGGCGCCGCAAGAGGGUCAACACCAAGCGCAGCAGCCGAGCUUUCAGGGCCAACCUGAAGGCCCCACUCAAGGGCAACUGCACGCACCCCGAGGAUAUGAAACUCUGCACCGUUAUCAUGAAGUCUAAUGGCAGUUUCCCAGUGAACAGGCGGAGAGUGGAGGCUGCCCGCCGAGCCCAGGAGCUGGAGAUGGAGAUGCUCUCCAGCACCAGCCCCCCUGAGAGGACCCGGUACAGCCCCAUACCCCCCAGCCACCACCAGCUGACCCUCCCCGACCCCUCCCACCACGGCCUCCACAGCAAUCCCGACAGUCCUGCCAAACCAGAGAAGAAUGGGCAUGCCAAAAACCACCACAAGAUUGCCAAGAUCUUUGAGAUCCAGACCAUGCCCAAUGGCAAAACCCGGACCUCGCUCAAGACCAUGAGCCGCAGGAAGCUCUCCCAGCAGAAGGAGAAGAAGGCCACUCAGAUGCUCGCUAUUGUUCUCGGCGUGUUCAUCAUCUGCUGGCUGCCCUUCUUCAUCACACACAUCCUGAACAUACACUGUGACUGCAACAUCCCGCCCGUGCUGUACAGCGCCUUCACGUGGCUGGGCUAUGUCAACAGCGCCGUGAACCCCAUCAUCUACACCACCUUUAACAUCGAGUUCCGCAAGGCCUUCCUGAAGAUCCUCCACUGCUGACCCUGCUGCCCACUUGCACAGCAGCCUGCUUCCUGCCUCCCUGCCCAGGCCGGCCGGGCCACACCCCUGCGACCAUGGGCAGGAAGGCCUGGAGUGAACUUGGCCUUCUCUUCACCCCAGCAGGCCCUGCAGUGUGUUAGCUUGGCUCUGUGCCCUGCACUGCCCGCACGCCCUCACUCUGCCAGGGUACUGCUAGGGAGCCAGUCAUGGUACCAGUCCCGGGGCUGGACCACCUGGCUCAGGGGCAGCUCACAGGGUCCCCCUCCCACCUCCAGGCCCCCUCUCCUUGGCACCAAAGAUGCAGUCACCUUCCCUGACCUUUCUGUGGGGCUCUGGGUUCGCUGGGGGCUCAAAGCCUGAGUGAUCUCUGUCUGUUAGGGUUGGCCUGGAGCAGGCGGUGGGGAUGGAUGGACAGUGUAUACCCCACAUGGUCCACACAAGGCGAGCAAGAGCUUCUGCCCAGGACCCAGGAGACGCAGUCCUGGAUGACCCAUGUAAAUACCAGACUGCAGGAUGGACCCCCAGAGAGGCCCAAGCCAAAAAUCUCAGCUCCCACCCCCACCCUGAUGUGAGCCUCUACUUUCCACAUCAGUGGGUCUUGACAUGCCUCACCCCAUUACAGCUCCCCAUGCCAUUUCCACAGGCUCCAAGAGGAGGAACCCUAAUCUUGAAGGCCCCCAAGAAUCUGAGGGCUGCCACCUUCUGCCAGCCCUCAGAUUCAGCCCUUCUGAUAGCAAAUGCUGGCCAGCCUGGGCCAGGUGGGAGGUCGGGCCUUGGAAUCAGGCCUGGGCCUGGG
Molecule: messenger RNA, 2482 nt
Organism: Nycticebus coucang (slow loris)
Lineage: Eukaryota; Metazoa; Chordata; Mammalia; Primates; Lorisidae
Gene: DRD2
Product: dopamine receptor D2
Exons: 8
Coding region: 355-1686 (443 amino acids)
Biological process (GO): adenylate cyclase-activating adrenergic receptor signaling pathway; adenylate cyclase-inhibiting dopamine receptor signaling pathway
Cellular component (GO): presynaptic membrane; glutamatergic synapse
Molecular function (GO): dopamine neurotransmitter receptor activity, coupled via Gi/Go; G protein-coupled receptor activity
Source: RefSeq, a predicted model, not a curated record